AUGGCAAAAAAAAUAUUAGAUCCAAUCUUUAGAUUAUACGAUCCGAUUCGUUAUUCAUUUAACAAGAAAAAAGAGGAUUAUAUUAUCAUCUCACCGACUGUUGGUUCUAAAUCCCAAUUGAAUGAUGUUGGUAGAAUUACCUUCGAAAUAAAUUCAUUAUCGAAUUGGUUGGUUCUUUCCGAUGCUUAUUUCAGAUGUGAUUUCAAAAUUAAAGAAGGAACUCAAAAUCAAGUUCCACAAACUAAUACUACGUUAGAAAACAAUUUCUUUCCAUCUUUAUUUAGCGAGAUGGUUUUGGAAGCUGGUUCAAAUUCGAUGGAAACAAUUAAACAUCCUGGGGAAUUCGACACAAUGUUGACAACAGUUUUAUAUCCUAUAGAUUUCGAUUCAGUCUCAGGUUGGAUACCCGAUGUUGGCGAUGGAAGUGUUUUAAAAGAACCGGUAAGAAAUCUUGCAAAUGAUGCUGAUUUAGCUAGAGUGAGAAUUGUUGCUCGAAACACAAUAGAAAGAGUAGCACGAGCAGCUAAUCAUGGAUUCGAAAAACGAGUACUUCAGUACAAUAAUAUUGUUGAGAAUAAUAGGUGGGGUAAUUACGUAAAUUGGAAAUUAUAUCCUUUAUUCGGUCUGUUGGAACACAGAAAGGUUUCCAUAGGGUUACCAUAUAAAAUUCAUCUACAAAGAGAAAUCAACGAUGAUAAGAUAUUUUUUGGAGAGAAUAGUUCAGAUGCAAAAUUAGAAAUAACGAAUCUCCAACUUUUCAUACACCAUCAAUUGAACAUAACUAAAAAACUUAUUGAUAAAUACAAAUAUUGUAAAGUCAGAGACGAUAUAGAUUUAGAAAGAAUUGACGCGAACGCAAAAGAAGGUGGAUUUUUACCUUUCCUUCUACCUUUAAUAUUUGGUGGUAUUGCAGCGGCGGGUGCAGCUACUGGAGGAAUAUCUGCCGCAGUCAAAGCUGCCAACACAAAGAAAUCAGAGGAUGCUAAAGCUGCUGAAGAACGUAGACAUAAAUUAAUAAUGGAAAAGGAAGCAAAAGGUUCAGGAGUGGGAGAUAUGAUAAGCACAAUAAAAGAAUUUGGAAAAAGAUUUGGGGAAGAAACCAAGAAAACUGUUAAACAAGGAUUAAAUAAAUUAGUAGAGAGUAUUGACACAGGAGAAGUCAAAGUCAAACAUAAGGGUAAUGGAAUAUUUUUAAAAAAUAUACACACUGGAGAAGGAAUAUUUCUUUCAAAGUAUAAAGGAGGAGUGGUUUUUGGAAUAAAAUAA
Lottia gigantea (owl limpet) is the source of this 1266-nucleotide messenger RNA. RefSeq lists its product as hypothetical. The coding region runs from base 1 to 1266 and encodes 421 amino acids. The record is from RefSeq and is a predicted model, not a curated record. Lineage: Eukaryota; Metazoa; Mollusca; Gastropoda; Lottiidae. The transcript is spliced from 2 exons.